AUGAACAGCGGAGAAACAGAGAAUAACCAGGUGGUCCUUAUCCCGAAGAGGACCCUGUGGCAGCAAUUCACAAAACUCUGCACGUCCUUCAUUCCCUCCUUUAUCCUCAGGCUCUUUGGAAUGAAGUCAAAAGAAAUCCAGAGCGCAUGGAGAGAGAAAGUAGCCCUGUGCUGGCUGAUAAUGUUUGCCUGUCUCUUCCUGGCCUUUAUCACCUACGGACUCACAAUGAUUGUGUGCAUCCCGAAGUUAGUCUACACAAUGGAAAAAAUGAGCGAAAUAAGCGAGUACCCGUGGGUUGCAGCGCGAGGCAGGAUUUUAAAGCUAGACCCAAGCGACAGACUGUCCGAGCACUCUGAGUCCAUUGUCUCUUCCAUGUUCAAGGUAGAUGCGCCCUCCUGUCUCAGCGCCUUUCCCGAGCACAAGAUCAGAACAACAGGGUCACUAGAUAUGAGCAACUACGAAGAGAUAGGGCCAGUGCACUACACGUGGUCUUCUAUACUGAAGAAUAAGCUUGUGGUCAUAGGAUCAGGGGUGUACAGCGUAGAGAACGUAGAUCUGCCUGCGAAGCUGGAGCAUCUUGCGAGCUCAAUCGAUGCCACGAGGGCAAGCGAGUCUCUCAGCCCCACAGAGCUAAAGUGCUUCAAAGAGAUGUGCUACGCAGGAGAGCUUGCGCUGCAGUCCACGGGGUGCCAGAUAACGUACACAUUUCUUUAUCUCUCCUGUGCAGCAAUACUUGGCCUGGUGCUGAUACGCUUCUUCCUCGCUGUCGCGUACUCAGUGAUCAUGAAGGUGAAGACAUGGCAGCUUGUGAGGAGCACGACAGAUGUCAUUCCUGUGGUGCUGAUGACCACAUGCUACUCCGAGGGAAGAGAGGGGCUCAAGUCGACUCUAGACAGCCUGUGCAUACAGGAGUACGAUAAAAAGCUCAUCAUCGUUGUGGCUGAUGGCUUUAUAACAGGCGCAGGCAAUGACGCAUCCACACCAGAGAUACUCAAGUCGCUCAUUACGCCAAAAGCGAAUAACCCAACAGCAGGCAUGGAGACCGUAGCGAAGCAGUACGUAUCCAUAGCGGCAGGUGCUGCAAAGCUCAAUCACGCAGAGGUGCACCCGGGCACGUACACAGUUGAAACGAAGAACGGGGUGGUGACAACAGAUAUUAUACUGAUACUAAAAACAGAGAACAGAGGAAAAAGAGACAGCCAGAUGAUCAUUAUGAGCUUCUUCCACCACAUCCUCUACAGCACGCGAAUGACGCAGCUGGACAUGGACCUGUACAAGAAGAUAAAGCACCUCACAGGGAUGGCACCGAGCUCUUUUGAGGCUAUUCUCAUGGUAGAUGCAGACACAACGGUGCAGCAGGGGGCAGUGAGGAUAAUGUCGCGAACAAUGCACAGCGAUGAGUCUAUCAUGGGGAUAUGCGGAGAGACGCUUAUUUCGAACAAGUUUGGGUCCUGGGUUACAGCCAUACAGGUAUUUGAGUACUACGUGAGCCACCACUUGGCCAAGGGCUUUGAAAGCGUCUUUGGGAAUGUGACGUGUCUCCCUGGGUGCUUCUGCAUGUACAGGAUAAAGCUUGAAAGGAAGAACGGGUGCACACCCAUCCUUGUGUCUCCCACUGUCCUGCACGCAUACGGAAGCGAUGAAACAAAAACUCUGCACGAAAAGAAUCUUUUGCUUCUCGGAGAGGACAGGUAUUUAACCACGCUGCUGCUCAAGAACUAUCCAAAAAAGAAGCUGGUUUUUGUCCCAAGUGCUUUGUGCGAUACGAUAGUUCCCGAUAAGUUCUCUGUUCUUCUCAGCCAGCGAAGAAGGUGGAUUAACUCCACGAUCCACAAUCUCUUUGAGCUCCUGCGGGUGGACCUGUGCGGCACUUUCUUCUGUUCGAUGCAGUACGUGGUUGUUCUGGAGCUGUUUGGGACUCUUGUGCUUCCUGCCGCUGUUUUGUUCACGGGAGUGCUGAUUGUUUCCUCCAUUGUGUGGGUCCCUGUGUGGAUUCCUCUCUUCCUUCUUUUUGCGAUCCUUGGGCUUCCUUCUGGGCUGAUAUUCUUCACAAACUUCAAUCUUUUCUACUUUUUCUGGCUUGUGGUCUAUCUCAUCUCCAUCCCAAUAUGGAACUUUGUCCUUCCCGUCUAUGCGUUCUGGCACUUUGACGACUUCUCGUGGGGGGAGACGAGGCAGAUCAGCGGAGGAGCGCCGAAGGAGGGGCACGGACAGGGAGGAGCCACUGAAGAGCUCGAUUCUAGCAUGAAGGCUGUUUUUGUGAACUUUGAGGACAUAGAGCCAUAG
This is a messenger RNA of Nematocida minor, 2286 nucleotides long. Its product is annotated as chitin synthase. Gene Ontology annotation, cellular component: cell periphery; cell septum. Lineage: Eukaryota; Fungi; Microsporidia. Gene Ontology annotation, molecular function: chitin synthase activity. The coding region runs from base 1 to 2286 and encodes 761 amino acids. The transcript has a single exon. The record is from RefSeq and is a predicted model, not a curated record.